Drosophila ficusphila is the source of this 2008-nucleotide messenger RNA. RefSeq names its product zinc finger protein 16. Bases 184 to 1911 code for a protein of 575 amino acids. Gene Ontology annotation, cellular component: nucleus. The record is from RefSeq and is a predicted model, not a curated record. Gene Ontology annotation, molecular function: RNA polymerase II cis-regulatory region sequence-specific DNA binding; zinc ion binding; DNA-binding transcription activator activity, RNA polymerase II-specific. Lineage: Eukaryota; Metazoa; Arthropoda; Insecta; Diptera; Drosophilidae. Gene Ontology annotation, biological process: regulation of transcription by RNA polymerase II. The transcript has 3 exons.
AGGCAGGAUUUUUUAGAGCAUUGGGGCUAAAGCCAAUUCACUUUCUGUCAACACAAAUUGUUUUUUAUUUUUUAAAACUUAAGCCAAGCGUCGCUAGAGCAGGGAAUCCGGGGUAAACCAAAGGCAGCACACCUAGACACACACACCGAUACGGAUACGGUCAGUAUUAGGCUCGGAAACGUGAUGAUGAGUGGCAAGGCGGUCGGGGUGGUAGUCCUCAACUGCAGGACGUGCACGCGAGCAUGCAAGCAACACAAGCCGCUGCAGGAGGAGAUCGAGCUGGGUUUGGAGGGCAGCACCACGCUAGCCAGCAUGCUUCACUACUGUGCCGGGCUCUCCUUCGAGCCGCAGGACGGCGUGGCCAUGCCGCAGCACAUUUGCCUCAACUGCCUGCAGCUGUUGGAGCAGGCGUUCAACUUUAAGCGUAUGGUCAUCGACUCGGACGAGCUCCUGCGCCUGGGGCUGGACGAGGCGCACGGCGUUAGUCGCAAUCAGCAUCAGAGUCAGCCCCAGCAUCUGUCUGAGUCUUCACAGAACCCACACCACCAGCAGCAGCAACAACAACAGCAGUCCGGCGAGCCCAGGGAAGAAUACGUCAUGAUCGAGAUGCUCAACGAGGAGCAGGAGCCAGGCACUGAGGUGGAGGAACACGAGGCGGCGACGCACCACGACGAGGAGGAUUUCGUCAUCGAGGAAGUGGCCGAGCAGGAGGAGGAGCUGGCCGAGGAGGAGCGCAAGCACUCGCACACGGGAAGCCAACAGGAGCACAUCACCGUAGAGAGUGUCCACGAGUUCCAGCCCACAGAAGUGGAGUAUGUCACCAUCAAGGACGAGUACGAGACGAUCGUCACCGAAGAGGACGAGAUCGAGGUCAUGGACGAGUCCGGCGGCCACGACGAGAUGUUGAAUGGCCAGAUGAUUGUAAUACCCGCCGAAGGAGCCAUGGACGAAGUGAUCGGGGAGACCCUCGAGCUGGACGAGGACGAGCGCGAGGAGCAUUUGCUGGCCGAGACGGAGGAAGUCUGCGAGGAGGAGGACUUUCUGGAGGAGUCGCUGGACUCUUCGCCGCUAACAGCGGGCGAGGCCUUGCCUCACGUGUGCUCCGUCUGCCAGAAGGCGUUCCGCCAGCAGUGCCGCCUUAACCAGCACAUGCGCUCCCACGUGGACGAGAAACACUACGAGUGCGAAGAGUGCGGAAAGCGGCUGAAACACCUGCGUAACUACAAGGAGCACAUGCUGACCCAUACGAACGUCAAGCCGCACCAGUGCAAUGUCUGCGGCCGGUUCUACCGCACUACCUCGAGCCUUGCGGCGCACAAGCGCACGCACGCGGAGGAGAAGCCCUAUAACUGCGACCAGUGCGAUCGAGGCUACGCGGCGUACGAUCACCUGCGUCGCCACAAACUCACCCAUACCGGCGAGCGUCCCUACGCCUGCGACCUCUGCGACAAGGCGUACUAUGACUCCUCCUCGCUACGCCAGCACAAGAUCAGCCACACCGGCGAGAAGGCCUUCACCUGCGAGAUCUGCGGCGUGGGGCUCACCCAGAAGUCUGGCUACAAGAAGCACUUGCUGGUCCACUCCGGCGCCAAACCGCACAAGUGCCCCAUCUGCGGGCGGGCCUUCACCUUCACCAGCAACCUUAACGCCCACGUCCGCCUGCACUCCGGCGAAAAGCCGUUCAAGUGCGAGAUCUGCAUGAAGGCAUUUCCCACGAAGAAGCGCCUCAACAGCCACCUGCGCGUCCACAACAAAGAGGCGCCAGUGAAGGCCACCAACGGCGGCCAGGCGGUUGACCAUCGUCGUCGGGGCGUGGCAGGGGGCGCGGGGGGUGGCGCGGGAUCCGCCCUGCAUCUGAGCGAAGUACCUGAGCAGCCGGUGUCCACCUCCAAAGUGGUGGUGGUGCUCUGAGCGGAUUAGGUUCUAAGACUAGUCUAGGAUUUUUACAUUUACGACCAUGUUGAACUGUUGGAACACCAAACAUUAAACACACCCUGAUGACACUGUA